AUGAGGCAUAGCAUAAUCAUCAACGAGGAGACAGUGCUAUACUACCACAACCAAUGCAUCACAGACCUGCGCUCCCUAGCUGGUGAACCAGACGCAAUCACGGACGGGAAUCUGCUCGCGGCGGUAGUUAUACUCCGGUUCUAUGAGGAGUUAGACAACCCUUUUGUCACUCUCCCCACCGAAACUGCCGCUCGCGGGUUACACGUCUUCAUCGAAGCGCAGGCGCAGACCGCUCUCUCCCCCUCUUCUACCCUCGACCCUAAAACCAAUGAUAGUCUCCGACAAGCCGUCUUCUGGACGGGCUUCCGGCAGGAAUUCCACAUGGCUUUCUCACAACAACGGCCAUUCCGGCUUCCCCUCUCCCUCUCUGUUACACGGGAUCAUCUAGUCUGGACACCUGCAAUAGAUGCGAUUUGGACGAAUCGGUUGCUUAUUAUCGGGGCACGGGUGAUUCAGUACUGCUAUGAUGAUACAUCCCCCGGAUACGGGAAUGUAGUUGGUUAUCAAGAGUUAGUUUCCCUACGGGAUAAAUGGGUGCGUUCGAGGCCUGUGUCGUUGUCACCGGUUUAUUUCGAACAACCGAAUCCAGAAGAAAAAGUAUUCUUCCCUGGUAUGUGGUAUCUAGACGAUUGCCACAUCGUCGCAGCGCAAACCCUCAAGUUAUUCGAUAUCCUCUUCGCAGCAUAUUCGCCAUACAUACCCCGCAUUGGACCUGCGCUACAUCUAGAGAUGGAGAAAGUGGAUGAGAAGCUGAGGGCUGCUGUGUUGGAGAUCUGUGGGAUUGCGGUUUCAAAUAAGCAAUCUGCGCCAGCGCUGACGACGGCUUGCAUUGCGGUUAGUAUUUGUGCGGAGAGGUUUAGUGGUUGUAGUCGUGGAGUAAAAAGGGCGUUGAUGGAUGUGGUUGUUGGUAUGGGGAGGGUGUUGAAUUAUUGGCCGGCGAGGGUUGUACGGGAUAGGUUGGAAGUUGUUUGGAGUGAGUUGAUUGGCAGCUAG
Molecule: messenger RNA, 993 nt
Organism: Aspergillus chevalieri
Lineage: Eukaryota; Fungi; Ascomycota; Eurotiomycetes; Eurotiales; Aspergillaceae
Exons: 2
Coding region: 1-993 (330 amino acids)
Source: RefSeq, a predicted model, not a curated record